CCGUCCACCAGAUGGCGCUGUGAUCUGAGCUGGACUCUACUUCCCAGCCGCUUCUCCUCUGUUUAAGUUUUUUCUUCAACAUGGAGGACGAAGUGGAUGUUGACAUCGAGGGAGACGAUUUUAACUGCAAUGCAGGAGAGAUGGACGCGGCGGGGUUAGUUCAGGAGCAGCCAGUGGACAGCAGCAGCUCCUGGAUGCUGCCCUGGGAGCUGGACAGCUCCAUCAGCCCAGAGAACAGAGAGGCGAUAGAGAGGAUGCUGAUGGAGGAGCAAUAUUAUUUGACGGGGGAGAGGAUUCCUGAUAUUUUGCCCAGUGAUCCCAAUAAAAAGCCCAAAGUAAAGAAAUCUCCAACCAAAAGCUCUUCUUCUGCCUCUGUUUCAAUUUCAACUCGCUGGUCCAAACAGGAAAAAGAGCUUUUUGAGAAGGGACUGGCUCAGUACGGUCGGAGGUGGACAAAAAUCGCCAAGCUGGUGGACACUCGAAGUGUCCUUCAGGUCAAGAGUUAUGCCAGGCAGUACUUUAAACAAAAGGCUAAAUCAGACUCUGGAGCUGCAGCUCCCCCAAAGCAGCAGCAUCAGCCUCCUCCGUCCACAAUGAUCAACACCGUUCGCAUAGAGAGGCUUUCUGAUGACGAGGAUGUAGACAUCACUGAUGAUCUGAGUGAUACUGAUGGAGAGGACAUGAAAAGUGAAAUCAGUGGAGCGGCGAAGACGCCAGAGGCUGAGACUCGAACAGAAGGGCCCACGGAGCAGCAGAAAGAGACGACCCUGUUGGAAAACAUCAGGGAGAUGAAGGACCAACCCUGCCGGAGCUCUUCCUCUGUGCAAAGUCCUCCACCGUCUGUCAUCUCUUGCACUGAGGAAGAAGAUAAACCGACAUCAAAUGAGGAUGUUUUAAAGACGGAGCAUCCUGGGAUAGAAGCAGAAAAAGACUCAGCUGAUGACAGUGAUGACCAGAGCUCCCAGUGUGAAACCUCCAUACCUGCUGGUCAACCCUCAGUAGCGUCUUAUGACUCCACAGAUUCUGCUGAAAACAUCGUCAUUAAUAGACCAGACAAAGACCAGGAGGAGCAGGACCACGAAGACGAGGAAGCGGAAGAGCUCAAGGCCCCUGAGCAGGAAACUGAGAUGGACACAGAGACCAUCACGGAGGAUGAGAAACAAGCCAUCCCCGAGUUCUUCGAGGGUCGGCCAUCAAAAACCCCCGAAAGAUAUCUGAAGAUACGGAACUACAUCCUGGAUCAAUGGCGGAGGAGCAAGCCCAAAUACCUGAACAAGACAUCAGUCCGUCCUGGUCUGAAGAACUGUGGAGACGUGAACUGCAUCGGCAGGAUACACACUUACCUGGAGCUCAUUGGAGCUAUCAACUUCAACUGUGAGCAAGCGGUGUAUAAUCGACCCAAACUGGUGGACCGGUCCAAAUCCAAGGAGGGCAAAGAAGUGCUUGAGGCCUAUCAGCUAGCUCAGAGGCUGCAGAGCAUGCGGACCAGGAAGAGGCGCGUUCGGGACGUAUGGGGGAACUGGUGUGACGCUAGAGAUUUGGAAGGACAGACUUAUGAGCACCUCAGCGCCGAGGAGUUGGCUGUGAGGAGAGAGGAGAUAAAGAAGCAGCCUAAACCCUGCAAGAUGUCCAGACACAAAGGGUCUUUUGAUCCAUUCAUGCUGAUUCCUUGCAGAUCUUUUGAGAAAGAUGUACAGGAGCCAUUCCAGGUCAUUGUGUGUGCAGAGACUCUUCUUAUCAUGGACAUGCAUGCCCACGUCUCAAGAGGAGAAGUCAUUGGUCUGCUGGGUGGAACGUUUAACAAGGAGGAGAAAAUACUGGAGAUCUGUGCAGCAGAACCAUGUAACAGCGUGAGCACAGGUCUGCAGUGUGAGAUGGACCCGCUGUCACAGACUCAGGCCUGUGACGUGCUGUCGUCUCUGGGCUUCAGCGUCGUGGGCUGGUACCACUCACACCCUUCUUUUCAACCAAACCCAUCAGUGCGGGACAUCAACACACAGGACCAGUUCCAGAGUUAUUUUUCCCGUGGCGGAGCCCCCUUCAUCGGGAUGAUAGUCAGCCCGUAUGACUCCGCUAACACUUCACCCCACUCCCAAAUCACCUGCCUGUUGGUGAAAGAAAACAAGGAGCCCUCCGGCCAAAACAAGCUGCCGUACAGAUUCAACUUCCUGUCAUCACAAAAUCGUCCUGACUGGAAGCAGACCAUGAGGAGGGCUCAGUGGAUCAUCCAGAAAUACGCCCAGUCACAUGGGAGCGUGCAGAUGGACAGGUUGUUCUGCAGAGACUCUAGUCUCACCUGUUUGGAAAAGAUGUUGUCGUCUUUGGCCAGACACUUGGAACCCCUGGCAGAUGGAGAGGGAGACCAUUUCCUCUCUGAGAUCCAGUCCCUGUUCCUGUCAGAAUUUAUCUCCAAGCAGAAAUCCUUAUUUCAUGGAGACGGAAAACCUUUAGACAUCUCAAAACCCGUAGAGUCAGAUGGUGACGCUUUGGAUCAUCUGAUCAGUCAGGAAAAGUCCCACAAGGCGGAGGAGGAGGCUGAAACAAAUAGUGGCUCAGUUUUGCAUUUAGGCUCAGUAUUAACAACUGAGCACGACUAUUUGCUUUGAAAAUAUUAGAUGUUUUUGACUGAAUUAUUUAGCAGAAAUAAUGUUUGAAGUAAACAUAUUAACAUUUACAUACAGUUUUAUACUUUAGGAUUGUAUUUUAAUGUAGAAACCUCUUGUUUAAAAUGGUUAAAGGUCAGAAGGGACUUGGUUUAAUGCAGCAAAGAAUUGGAUAUGAGGAGGGACUCGGAUUUAAGCUAAACGACAUAAAUACUGUCGUUUAGCUUAAUAUCCCCCUAGAGUUUUCUGAAUAAUUGGAAACCAAGUUUGUGUUUGAGUGUGUGUGUGGGGCUAUACCUGUGGCUAUAUUACAAAUAAACUAUUUUUAUAUUUGUUUUAAUGCA
This is a messenger RNA of Cyprinodon tularosa, 2947 nucleotides long. It is a transcript of the gene mysm1, whose product is annotated as Myb-like, SWIRM and MPN domains 1. The transcript has 20 exons. The record is from RefSeq and is a predicted model, not a curated record. Gene Ontology annotation, cellular component: BRCA1-A complex; BRISC complex. Gene Ontology annotation, biological process: double-strand break repair. Gene Ontology annotation, molecular function: metallopeptidase activity; polyubiquitin modification-dependent protein binding. Bases 81 to 2606 code for a protein of 841 amino acids. NCBI's taxonomy places the organism in Eukaryota, Metazoa, Chordata, Actinopteri, Cyprinodontiformes, Cyprinodontidae.